CUCUCUCUAUCUCUCUCGUGAAAACCUCACCCACUCGCUCACUGAGUUACUAGGUCGACCCUCGCUCACGCUCUUACCGCCAGAGACAAUGCAUUACCAAACGGAGUCGUGGGGCUCGUACCUCCCGGUGGCGAGGCCCGUCGGCGACCCGGUGGAGCGCAUAGAGCGGAUGGCGGCGGAGAGCGCGGUGGUGAUCUUCAGCGUGAGCACGUGCUGCAUGUGCCACGCGGUCAAGAGCCUCUUCUGCGGCAUGGGCGUCAACCCCACCGUCCACGAGCUCGACCACGACCCGCGGGGGAAGGAGCUCGAGAAGGCCCUCGCCAGGCUCUCCGGCGCCCCUCCUUCCGCCGCCGUCCCCGUCGUCUUCAUCGGCGGCAAGCUCGUCGGCGCCAUGGACCGCGUCAUGGCCAGCCACAUCAACGGCACCCUGGUCCCCCUUCUCAAGGAGGCCGGCGCGCUCUGGCUCUGAACUGCCGCUCCCGCCGCCAACUCCGCCGCCGUUAACCACCCCCCCUCCCUUUUUUUUUGAGUGGGCUCUAACCAGGAGGAAAAGGAAAGAGAAUGGCGUUGACGUAUACUGAUGGAAAUGAAGAAAAAAUGCAGAGGAAGAGGAGUUUGUGGGCCGGUGCGUCUGGUCGUAGGUUGUUGCUUGUUCUGCUCCUGUUUAGGAUGAAGGGGGUACAGUAACAGUGGACGACCUUCUCUCCUGGUCUUUUUUUGUUCCUUUUGUUAUGGUUUGUUUUUUUCCUCCUAUUUAUGGUGUCUUUUUUUUUUUUUUUUUGGUUUUUAGAAGAGCGUCCAAUG
Molecule: messenger RNA, 804 nt
Organism: Rhodamnia argentea
Lineage: Eukaryota; Viridiplantae; Streptophyta; Magnoliopsida; Myrtales; Myrtaceae
Product: glutaredoxin-C1
Exons: 1
Coding region: 89-469 (126 amino acids)
Biological process (GO): anther development; negative regulation of DNA-templated transcription
Cellular component (GO): nucleus; cytoplasm
Source: RefSeq, a predicted model, not a curated record